UUCCCUCGUUUCCUCCGCCCGCCCCGCCUUCUCUGUUUAUAUCACCUGUUACUUUGUCUUCUUUACUUUCCCUCCAGACUCAUAACUCUUUCCCUUUUUCUCUCUUCCGUCGAAAAUGUCUUUCUCUGCAACCAAGUUCGUGCAACCCCUUCAUCCCAGCUCCUCCACUGCUAGAUCCAAUAACAAGCCUAAUCCUCUGUCCUUUGACCCCUUCAGGACUAGCUCCUCUUUCCUUGGGUCCAUGCACAAGCUUCGCUUCAAUGCUCUCGGUAAGAUUUCUCGGCACAAUUCCCACUGUCGAUCCGCUGUUGUUGCUGUUUCUGAUGUUCUCAAGCAAAAGAAGUCCAAAUCGAGCGCCAAUCUGCUUAUUACGAAAGAGGAAGGCUUGGAGCUAUACGAAGACAUGGUAUUAGGGAGGGCCUUUGAAGACAUGUGUGCCCAGAUGUAUUAUAGAGGCAAAAUGUUUGGUUUUGUCCACUUGUAUAAUGGCCAAGAAGCUGUGUCAACUGGAUUCAUCAAGCUUCUGAAGAAAGAAGAUUAUGUAGUAAGCACCUACCGGGACCAUGUUCAUGCACUGAGUAAGGGAGUCCCAGCUCGUGCUGUGAUGAGUGAGCUCUUUGGAAAAGCUACAGGUUGUUGUCGGGGUCAAGGUGGAUCGAUGCAUAUGUUCUCAAAAGAACACAAUUUGCUUGGUGGGUUUGCAUUCAUUGGUGAAGGGAUUCCAGUAGCCACUGGAGCUGCAUUUUCCAGUAGGUAUAGAAGGGAGGUAUUGAAAGAGGUUGAUGCUGAUAACGUGACAUUGGCCUUUUUCGGAGAUGGGACAUGUAAUAAUGGGCAAUUCUUUGAAUGCUUAAACAUGGCAGCACUGUGGAAAUUGCCAAUUGUGUUUGUCGUGGAAAACAAUUUGUGGGCUAUUGGGAUGUCGCAUCUCAGGGCAACUUCAGAUACUGAGAUAUGGAAGAAAGGGCCGGCGUUUGGAAUGCCAGGGGUUCAUGUAGAUGGAAUGGAUGUUUUGAAGGUCAGGGAGGUGGCUAAGGAGGCUAUUGAAAGGGCUAGAAGAGGAGAUGGACCAACUUUAGUUGAAUGCGAGACCUAUAGAUUUAGAGGACAUUCAUUGGCUGAUCCUGAUGAACUUCGUGACCCUGCUGAGAAGGCACACUAUGCUGGUAGGGAUCCUAUCUCUGCAUUGAAAAAAUACAUGAUUGAGAACAAAUUAGCAAGUGAGCAGGAUUUAAAGGCCAUAGAGAAGAAGAUUGAUGAGGUGAUUGAGGACUCCGUUGACUUUGCGGAUGAGAGCCCUCUUCCACCUCGAAGCCAGCUUCUGGAGAAUGUGUUUGCUGAUCCAAAAGGUUUUGGAAUUGGACCAGAUGGAAAGUAUAGGUGCGAGGAUCCAAAAUUCACUCAAGGCACAGCUCACGUUUAGUUUAUUCAACCUUGGAUACAUGGUUUUUAGCAGAUUUUUCAUUAUCACCACACUUCCAAAUUGUAUUACUUUUUACAAUACAAGCAUGAUUUAUUUUAGGUUAAAAAUGUUGUCUGAGAUGUAUUUAGUAGCCAUUAAAAUAAAAAUUUGAAAAAAAAAAAUUCAUGAACUAUUCGAUAUUAA
Molecule: messenger RNA, 1606 nt
Organism: Neltuma alba
Lineage: Eukaryota; Viridiplantae; Streptophyta; Magnoliopsida; Fabales; Fabaceae
Product: pyruvate dehydrogenase E1 component subunit alpha-3, chloroplastic
Exons: 3
Coding region: 116-1423 (435 amino acids)
Biological process (GO): pyruvate decarboxylation to acetyl-CoA
Cellular component (GO): intracellular membrane-bounded organelle
Molecular function (GO): pyruvate dehydrogenase (acetyl-transferring) activity
Source: RefSeq, a predicted model, not a curated record